Molecule: messenger RNA, 1787 nt
Organism: Saccostrea cuccullata (small rock oyster)
Lineage: Eukaryota; Metazoa; Mollusca; Bivalvia; Ostreida; Ostreidae
Exons: 7
Coding region: 272-832 (186 amino acids)
Source: RefSeq, a predicted model, not a curated record
UGUUCGAUAAUCUUGUGAUGUAUAUUCGAAAUCUUGUGAUGUGUGUUCUACAAUUCAGUGAUGCGUGCAAUAAAAUUGCAUGACGCAACAGAAAAGUAAGGACAAUUUUCAUUGGUUAGAAAUAACGAAAGUAGCUGAAGCGUCGGGAAAACCAUGCAGAUGAGCUGAUCGCCAACCAGGAGAUCAGAAUGAUCGCAUCUGCUCCUGCCACUUUAAGGAUGGUAAGAAGGAGGGGGACCCUGCAUAUUUUGCAUGGAAUGAAGGAAAGGCCAUGGAUUUCUCUGAUCCUGAAUGUACAAAAAGGAGGAAAAAACUCAAAAGUGAGGAGUCCCUGUCAUCUUCACAGAUGGACCAGUUGCAGAUUCCACAAGCACCAAAAUGUCAAUAUCAAGAAAAAUUGAUAUCAGAGCACAACUACUCAGCAUCCUGCACAUUUAACUGUACUCAAGAAAUGCAGCGCCUCUCAACAGAAAUACAACUGGAAAAGGAAUUGCUUGCCCUAAAAAUAGAGUCUAGUAAAAGGAAGCCAAUAUCAAUCCACGAUAUUAAAUACAACGAAGAGAAGGUCUCUGAUCAGCAGGGGCAUUUUCUCUAUAUAAGAAGAAAAUGGAGACUCCCUACCCACCCGACGUAUUUUGUCGGACAGUUUUCUGUACAUUGCAGUCACCAAUAUAUCCAAAUAUCAUCACCGGCCCAGACGUCAUUCACUCCUUUGAAUUGUGCUGGUAGCAGUAAGGUGUCAUCAUUUGAGAUGGUCACAGUAUCCAAUACACUGAAGUCACAGGACUCAAAUUUCAUACAUGUUCACAGGGUCUCUGCCAAAAUCUUUUGAGGAUUUUUCCUCUGCUAGAGCAUCCAUGGAUGCAAAUGAAACAACCCAGGACAUCCCAACACAUAUGGAUAAUCAGGCCAUGGCCUACAGUAUGUACAAAAGUUGCCAUACUUUUAAAGCAGUAACUUGCGUGCCUCCAAAUGGUGCACUUACAUUUUGCUCCAUGCUGUACCCAGGUUCUACUUCUGAUGUAGCUAUUGUACGUCACAGCCAAGUUUUACGAAAGUUCAAAGCUGGAGACCUUAUUUUGGUGGUCAAAGGUUUCACCAUUCAUGACCAGUUGCCCCAGGGUGUCUGCUUAAUUAUAAAAGCUCUUUUAUCGACACGAGGCCAGUUUACCAUACAAGAAGCAGCACUGUUACAAGAUUGCUAAAGCACUUAUUCAUGUGGAAAGAGCCAACGAGAGGAUAAAGAAUUACGAGAUUCUCCGUCACAUACCAUCUACUUACAGACCAAUCUCAACAAAAAUAUUUCAACUCUGUUCUUGUCUUGUAAACUUGCAAGCUCCACUUUUGAAAGAAAUUACUUAAAGAUACAUGUACUUAUUAUAAAUUUGCAUUGGCGUGUGACAGUAUACACUAAACAGUGAAGAUAUUCAUACCAAAGUGCAAGGGAUAAGCAAAUUUUGAUUUGUUAUCAAUGUCAAUGGUUAUAUUUGUUAACUUUGUAGUACUUAGUAUGUUGUAAUACAUGUACUUCAGAAAAUGAAAAUCCCUUUUGUUUAGCAUGGAUUUAUUACAAGAAUGUUUGGCAAUUCGAUUCUUCAUUUGACAAUAUAAUUUGGAAGAGGGUUUACUUAUAAUUUUAAAUCUCUAGUUUAAAGUAUAUUUACCUUUAAAGCACAACUCAACAAAUUCAUGUUUUCAACAAUUUAUCUAUUAAGAAAGACAAAAAUGUUACAUUUUCACUUUGAGAAUAACAUCUUCAAUUCAUUAAUAAAAUGAUUCUAAAUUUU